This is a messenger RNA of Mizuhopecten yessoensis (Yesso scallop), 1260 nucleotides long. Its product is annotated as spidroin-2-like. The transcript is spliced from 2 exons. Bases 35 to 592 code for a protein of 185 amino acids. NCBI's taxonomy places the organism in Eukaryota, Metazoa, Mollusca, Bivalvia, Pectinida, Pectinidae. The record is from RefSeq and is a predicted model, not a curated record.
UCCGAGGCUUUAGAAAGGAUUUAAUUUUUUUAGCAUGGCAACAAAUCAGGUGUUCAAAUAUACAGCGGUACUUUUGGUCCUGUUGAUGCCAAUGACAUGUGGCUUCCUGUUCACAAAAAAGACUCCACAACAAGGGCAAAACUGGAUGGGCCAAGGACCAGGCUCCUUUCAACAAGGACCUAACAUGAUGGGUCGUGGACCAGGCUCUUUUCAAAAUGGCCCCAAUAUGAUGGGCCCUGGACCAGGCUCUUUUCAGAAUGGUCCAAAUAUGAACGGCCCUGGACCAGGUUCUUUUCAAAAUGGUCCCAAUAUGAUGGGCCCUGGGCCAGUAUCUAAUCGCCAGGGACCAGGGUCGUAUCCCCCGGGACAAAGGCCUAUCUCACCAGGGCCUUAUUUUGCUCAAGGACCCUACCGGCAAGGACCAUACCAAAUGGGUCCCAAUAUGUACCAGGCUUGGCCAGGGCCUCACUCCCUUCCACCACGAAGGCCACUACAACCACCCAAACGAUCGUUUUUCUCGUCCGUCGGACGUGUGUUCUCAAGUCUUUUCCGAUUUGGAAACUUAUUUAUUCCAGCUGCACCAAAGUCUUAAACACAUUAAAUAUAUAUGAAGGCGGACAAAGCCACAAAGGGCGCUUACUGGGCAGAAAGAUGGAAAUUACAAAGAUAAAGAUGUCUCAAUGAAUUGCAAUAUCCAUGAUCCAUGAUAAAAAGUAACAAUUUUAUCCGUUUCUAAGAAACUGCCAGCAAACUCCUUUAGUGUAUAAUUAUAUAGAAAUUACACUGUAUCAGUAAGGUAUCUACCAUGGUACAUACAUAUAAUACAUAUACACUGUAUGUCUUCAAAAUAAUGUAUAUGAAAACGCUGUAUGUUUUCCCUUGAAACAAUAAAAUAGUUUAGUCUCACAGACACCAGAGAAUCAUUCAAAUUGUGUUUUGUAAACCUGGUCGUCUUCCGAGUUUGUCUAGACCUUUCCUGACGAAUUUCGGGUAAUAUAACACCACACUAUAGUUUGUUUUCAUGAUCAGGUCACCGUGAUGUAUGGCAUUAUUGUGAGUUCUUGCAAUACCAUCAAGGAAUAUAUAAAGAAUGAAUAGUCAAUACUAGAAUAACAACAUAAUAAAUUGUCAGUAACAAUCGGUGACCCUGAACAGUCUAACGCGAUGCCAGGACCAUUACAAUGAGGUUUUAGUCCACUACCAUCAUUCUCAUACUCCAUGGGUUACGCUCACUUACACUCUCUGUACCCCUGGGAUAUA